AGUAAGUUUGUCAAAGAUGAGAGUGACUUUAUCAACGCUGGAUACUUGCGAGAGCUCCUUCACACCUCUAGUGGUCAUAGAACUCGCCCAGGAUGUCAAAGAAGAAACCAAAGAGUGGCUCAAAAACAGAAUUAUCGCUAAAAAGAAAGAUGGAGGUGCCCAGCUGCUGUUUAGACCACUGUUAAAUAAAUAUGAAAAAGAAACACUAGGAAACCAGAAUUUAUACCUUGUUGGUGCCUCCAACGUCCGCUUGUUGCUCGGGGCAGAAGCCGUCGGCCUGGUGAAGGAAUGCACGGAUGCUGCCAUGCGGGCCUUCACCUACGGAACCCGCCACAGCUUCAAAGGCUUCCAUGAUAACAGUGACGACUUCCUCACCAUGGCCGAGUGUCAGUUCAUUAUCAAACAUGAACUUGAGAACCUUAGAGCCAGAGAUGAGAAAAUGAUCCCUGGCUACCCCCAGGCCAAGCUGUACCCCGGGAAGUCACUGUUGAGGAGAUUGCUCACGUCUGGCAUCGUGACCCAGGUGUUUCCGCUGCAUGACGCCGAGGCCCUGAAGAAGCUGGAGGACAGCUGGUACGCUCGGCGCGUUCUCAAGUACCAGCCCAUAGACAGCAUCCGUGGCUACUUCGGGGAGACAAUCGCUCUGUACUUUGGAUUCCUGGAGUAUUUCACCUUCGCCUUAAUCCCCAUGGCUGUCAUCGGACUGCCCUACUACCUGUUUGUGUGGGAGGACUACGACAAAUAUGUCAUCUUUGCCUCGUUCAACCUCAUCUGGUCCACAGUGAUCCUGGAGGUGUGGAAGCGAGGCUGCGCCAACAUGGCCUACCGCUGGGGGACACUGGUCAUGAAGAGGCAGUUUGAGGAGCCCCGGCCAGGGUUUCAUGGCGUCCUGGGCAUCAAUUCUGUCACCGGCAGGGAGGAACCACUGUACUCCAGCUACAAGAGACAGCUGCGCAUCUACCUGGUCUCCCUGCCGUUCGUGUGCCUCUGCCUGUAUUUCUCCCUCUACGUAAUGAUGAUAUACUUUGACAUGGAGGUCUGGGCCUUGAGUAUCCAUGAGGACAGUGGGGCUGAGUGGACCAGCCUCCUGUUGUACGUGCCCAGUAUCGUUUACGCCAUUGUGAUCGAGAUCAUGAACCGCCUCUAUCGGCACGCUGCUGAGUUCCUGACAUCCUGGGAGAAUCACAGACUGGAAUCAGCCUACCAGAACCAUCUUGUUCUGAAAGUGUUGGUGUUCAACUUUCUGAAUUGUUUUGCCUCGCUUUUCUACAUCGCCUUUGUCCUGAAGGACAUGAAGCUUCUGCGCCAGAGCUUGGCCACACUCCUCAUCACCUCCCAGAUCUUGAACCAAGUCGUAGAGUCUCUUCUUCCUUACUGGCUCCAGCGGAAGUACUGUGCGCAGGUGAAGAGGAAGGUGCAGGCUUUAAAGAUGGAUGGCGACACAACCUUGUAUGAGCAAGUCCUCAUGGAGAAGGAAAUGGGAACUUACCUGGGAACCUUUGAUGAUUACUUGGAGUUGUUCCUGCAGUUUGGCUAUGUGAGCCUUUUCUCUUGUGUUUACCCGUUAGCAGCUGCCUUUGCUGUAUUAAAUAACUUCACUGAAGUCAACUCAGAUGCCUUGAAAAUGUGCAGGGUCUUCAAACGACCGUUUGCAGAACCUUCAGCCAGUAUUGGUGUGUGGCAGCUGGCUUUUGAAACGAUGAGUGUUAUAUCUGUGGUCACGAACUGUGCACUGAUUGGAUUGUCACCACAAGUGAACGCCCUCUUUCCAGAAUCCAAAACGGACCUCAUCCUGAUCGUGGUGGCUGUGGAGCAUGCACUCUUGGCCUUGAAGUUCAUCCUUGCGUUUGCCAUCCCUGAUAAGCCCCGGCACAUCCAGAUGAAGCUGGCCAGAUUGGAAUUCGAGUCUUUGGAGGCACUGAAGCAGCAGCAAAUGAAGCUGGUGGCAGAAAACCUGAAGGAAGAGUCCCAGGAAGGUGGGAAGGAAGCUACCUGAGCCCCGGCAUGCUGGCCGCCCCGUCCCCAGCACGUGAGAGGAGCACCCGCAUCAGACCCGCACAGGGAAGCGACACCAGCCUGGACUUAGGCCAGAUUCCUGGCUUUGUGGCAGGGCUGAGAUGCAGCAGGCAAACCAUCCAGGCAAGGUCUGGCUCUGUGGGUGAAAGAGUCUGGGACUCCUGGUGCCUUCCUGGUGCCCUCUCACCUGGACCCUCCCAGGGCUCCACACACCCCUCCAGCCGUCUCACUUUGCUCAGGCGCCUUGGCUACCCUUGAACCUCAUCCCCAAGGAGUCACCAG
This is a messenger RNA of Acomys russatus (golden spiny mouse), 2298 nucleotides long. It is a transcript of the gene Ano10, whose product is annotated as anoctamin 10. The record is from RefSeq and is a predicted model, not a curated record. Gene Ontology annotation, cellular component: plasma membrane. The coding region runs from base 17 to 1996 and encodes 659 amino acids. Gene Ontology annotation, molecular function: chloride channel activity. Lineage: Eukaryota; Metazoa; Chordata; Mammalia; Rodentia; Muridae. Gene Ontology annotation, biological process: chloride transmembrane transport. The transcript is spliced from 12 exons.